GUGGCGAGCCCCGGUGAGGAGAAGAAACGAUGGUGUCCUGGAUGGUCUCCCGGGUGGUAGUCCUUGUGUUCGGUUUGCUGUACCCGGCAUAUUCAUCCUACAAAGCUGUCAAAACCAAGAAUGUUCGAGAAUACGUGCGCUGGAUGAUGUACUGGAUCGUGUUUGCACUCUUUAUGACGGUAGAAACGUUUACGGAUAUUUUUGUAUCAUGGUUCCCAUUCUACUACGAGAUCAAAAUGGCCUUUGUAAUCUGGCUGCUGUCUCCAUACACACGAGGGGCCAGCCUGCUGUACAGGAAGUGUAUUCAUCCUGCCCUGUCCCUAAGGGAUGGAAAGGAGAUUGAUUCUUAUAUCGUACAAGCAAAGGAACGCGGCUACGAGUCUGUGGUCACCCUCGGGCGAAAGGGUCUGAAUAUUGCAGCAAGUGCUGCCGUGCAGGCGGCCACUAAGGGACAAGGAGCCCUGGUUGGGCGUCUGCGCAGUUUCAGCAUGCAAGAUUUAAGGGAGCUCCCCGAUGAUACUCCACUACACUACAGAGACCCACUUUAUCCCGAUGCAGCUACUCUCCAGCGACGUCCCAUUGGUUAUGCCACUCAGUCCCAGGCUGACAGCGACUCUAUGGAUGAGAGGUGGUCUGAUUCCGAAACCAGAACUGCAGCAAGAACACGGGGCGCUCUGCCUCCAAAACCAUUGCAGAGGAGUCAGAGCCUGAGAACCAGCAAGAAGAAGGUGGUGGUAACUAAAGAGGGAUCUGCAAAGACCAGCAGGCCGAGAGCGAAGAAGAAGGUGGUGCAGUCCGAAUCGGAGAUGUGACCGAUGGAG
Molecule: messenger RNA, 821 nt
Organism: Nanorana parkeri
Lineage: Eukaryota; Metazoa; Chordata; Amphibia; Anura; Dicroglossidae
Gene: REEP4
Product: receptor accessory protein 4
Exons: 8
Coding region: 30-812 (260 amino acids)
Biological process (GO): endoplasmic reticulum tubular network organization
Cellular component (GO): endoplasmic reticulum membrane; cytoplasmic microtubule; endoplasmic reticulum tubular network
Molecular function (GO): microtubule binding
Source: RefSeq, a predicted model, not a curated record